ACCGUCGCCCUUCGUGAGAUCCGUCGUUACCAGAAGUCGACCGAGCUGCUCAUCCGCAAAUUGCCGUUCCAACGUCUUGUUCGUGAAAUCGCUCAAGAUUUCAAGACUGAUCUGCGUUUCCAGUCGUCGGCUGUGAUGGCUCUUCAAGAGGCCUCUGAAGCGUACCUCGUUGGUCUGUUCGAAGACACCAACUUGUGCGCUAUUCAUGCCAAACGUGUCACCAUCAUGCCCAAGGACAUCCAGCUGGCCCGCCGUAUCCGUGGUGAACGAGCAUAA
Messenger RNA from Ostertagia ostertagi, 276 nucleotides. The record is from the annotation of a GenBank genome assembly. Lineage: Eukaryota; Metazoa; Nematoda; Chromadorea; Rhabditida; Trichostrongylidae.